This is a messenger RNA of Arachis duranensis, 441 nucleotides long. RefSeq names its product isoflavone 7-O-methyltransferase-like. The coding region runs from base 1 to 441 and encodes 146 amino acids. The transcript has a single exon. Gene Ontology annotation, biological process: methylation. The record is from RefSeq and is a predicted model, not a curated record. Lineage: Eukaryota; Viridiplantae; Streptophyta; Magnoliopsida; Fabales; Fabaceae. Gene Ontology annotation, molecular function: S-adenosylmethionine-dependent methyltransferase activity; O-methyltransferase activity.
AUGGUUAAGUAUGCUACUGAUCCAGUUACAAUGGGUCCACUCAAUCAAUUGAAGGCAUGGAUUUAUGGGGAAGAUAAUCUCUCACUCUUUGGCAUGGCCAAAGGAAUUGAAUUUUGGGAGUUUCUCAACAUAAACCCUAAAUAUCAGAAGUCCUUCAAUGAGGCAAUGGCUUGUGACUCUAAAAUGAUAAACUUGGCAUUAAGAAGUUGUGGUUUGGUCUUUGAGGGGCUUGAAUCCAUUGUGGAUGUUGGUGGUGGAAUUGGAACAACUGCUAAGAUUAUUAGUGAGGCAUUUCCUAAGUUGAAAUGCAUAGUAUUUGAUCUUCCCCAGGUUGUGGAAAAUUUGUUAGCAACCAAUAAUUUGAGCUUUGUUGGUGGUGACAUGUUCAAAUCUAUUCCUAAAGCACAUGCAGUUCUACUCAAGGUACAUGUAUAUAUUUAA